AUGUCAUUGACACCGCACGAUCUUGCCCUCAUUCAAGAAGCUGGAACGCCAAAUGAUAGAAAAUACGCCAAGCGCAUUUAUCCAAUACGUAAACGAGGCAAUUUCUUGCUCUGUACAAUUCUAUUAGGCAAUGUUCUGGUAAAUUCGACGACAACAAUCCUCCUCGAUACAUUAAUAAGUGGUAUAUUAGCUGUGGCCGGUGCCACUUUUGCAAUUGUCAUUUUUGGUGAAAUCAUUCCACAAGCCGUUUGUUCACGGCAUGGCCUAAAAAUUGGUUCUAAAACCAUCAUUCUUACUCGCAUUUUCAUGAUAAUUACAUCUCCUGUCGCUUUUCCUCUCAGCAAAAUUCUCGAUUGUAUUCUGGGCGAUGAAGUCGGCUCCACUUAUACACGCGAUCAAAUGAGUGCAUUGUUGAAACAUACACAAACGACUGAUAUUGAAGAUCGUGAGAAAAAUAUCAUGACUGGUGUGUUGAGUUUGAAGACGAAGAAAAUCCGUGAUAUAAUGACCAAUUUAAUCGAUGUGUUCAUGCUCGAAGUCAAUCGAGUUGUUGAUGAUGAACUUGUUUUGACGAUACACGGCUAUGGAUACUCGCGAAUACCGGUUUACGAAAAGCAACGUGACAAUAUUAUUGGCCUGGUAAAUAUUCGUGAUUUUGCUCUUCUCGAUACAGAAUCGGGAAAAUUUACUGUGAGAAGUUUGCUGAAUUUUUACAAGCAUCGUUAUGGCAAAGAGAUUAUGUCCGAUGAUUCAUGUUAUGACGUUUUUAAUAAACUUAAGAAAGAACAAUAUCAUAUGGGUGUUGUGGUUGAACAUGACAAUAGUAGUGAGAAAGAUCCAAAGGCAAGAGCAGUAGGUAUCGUUACAUUGGAAGAUAUUAUCGAAGAAAUGAUUCAAGAAGAAAUCAUCGAUGAAACUGAUGUAUUUACCGAUAAUCGUGGUAAAGUGCGAAAUAUGUUAUCGCAAGCGCCCAACUUUUCGGCAUUCAUUCGUCAAACAGAACCAUCUGAUGACACCACGAAAAUAUCAGCUCAAAUGAAAGUUGCUAUUUUACAAUUUCUUUCAACAUUAGAAUUGGUAACCGGCAAAGAUAAAAUCGUUAGCCAAGUCGGUCCGUUUUCUUACUUCGGUGUGAGCGCACUUUGUAGUCCCGAUAACAAAGUGGAAGAUCUUUUACGUUCGAAAGAUCUCAAAUUUCGAUCGUUUAUACCGGAUUUCAGCUUGAGAGUUUGUGAGGAUGUACAAAUUUUACGAAUUCGUCGAACACACUGGUUAGCAGCUAUUCGUGCGACUUUCUUUGAAAAUAAACAAAAAGCAAACGGUGAUCUACCAAUAUUCAAUUCUGAUGGUGAACAGAUUGAUUUGUUGACACAAGAAUUGGAAAAAGCUAAUGGUGUCGAUCAACCAGAGACAAGUGCCAGAACUUCAAGUGAAACAAGAGAUCAAAUGCGUGAUCGAACAAUGUCUCUGAUGCCAGCAACUGCUUUGGGACUUGACAAAAGAGAGCACGAACAUUUUUUCAGUCGACUUCGUUCAAGAACUAUUUCGCAUAAUGUGAAUAAGACCUCGCCGGAAAGUCCGACAACCUCGAAUCGAAAUACGCCGAGUUUAACCGGUAAGCAGCGCCAUCAUUUAUUUCGUACUGAUCAUACUUAA
Molecule: messenger RNA, 1656 nt
Organism: Rotaria sp. Silwood1
Lineage: Eukaryota; Metazoa; Rotifera; Eurotatoria; Philodinida; Philodinidae
Source: the annotation of a GenBank genome assembly